AUGUCGAUUGAGCCGAAGAGGGAUAACCGUGACCUCUCAACUCGUAGGCGCAGUCUCAUCGAUUGGCCUUUCCCGCAGAUGGGUCUGAUGCCAUUCGACCAAGUCUUCGACUGGGUAGAGAGGUCACGCCAAAACCUUCACGAAGAUAUAAUGAAUAUGCACAGGAACCUGUUUUCUCUUGAGCCCUUCCGAGCGGUGGACCAGGCCAUGGACGAGGUGAUGGAGAAGAUGAGUGCCAUCCAGCCACGCGAGUUUCACCCGGAGCUCGAGUUCACUAGUCCCGGUGAGCUGGACUUUCUCAAAAAUGCUUACGAAGUUGGCAAGGAUGGUAAGUUACACUUCAAGGUGUACUUCAAUGCCAAGAACUUCAAGCCCGAGGAGAUCAGCAUCAAGACGGAUAAGAACAAGCUGAUAGUUCAAGCACAAAAGUCGGAAUCACGCGGAGAUGCCGAGAUGUCGAAGUGUGUGGGUCGUUCCAUACCUCUCCCGCCUUCUGUCGACAGAAAGCACAUCCAGGCCACUCUCACGUCGGAUGACGUUUUGGUCGUGGAGGCGCCUGUUGACGAUCCGAACUACAAAGCCAUCAAGAUAUGUCCGCAGAAGGGUCUUGCAAUUCAACCAUCGGACUCUUCUGACAGGCAACUUGCAGUGAAAAAUAAGGAGGGUGUGGAGAUAGUGUCUGCGGAAGAUGGAUCGAAGAAGAUGCAUUUAGAACUGAAGAUUGAUAAUCAUUUCCAACCAAAGGACGUGAAGAUUUGGUCAAAGGGCAACAAGAUCUACGUGCAUGGAGAGUCAAAGGUGGAUGAGAAGACGGACACUGGCUCACACAUGGAGCACCGCGAGUUCUACAAGGCUUUUGUCACUCCUGAAGUGAUAGAUGCUAGCAAGGCGCAAGCUGAAAUGAACGAGGGUCACCUCGUGGUUGAGGCUCCCUUGUUCAAGUUAAAGUAA
Mesocestoides corti is the source of this 951-nucleotide messenger RNA. The record is from the annotation of a GenBank genome assembly. NCBI's taxonomy places the organism in Eukaryota, Metazoa, Platyhelminthes, Cestoda, Cyclophyllidea, Mesocestoididae.